AGGCUCCUGGAGACGCUGCUACACAUUACAGAGAACCGGGGAUGGAGGAGAGGCGGAGAGGGGUGGAAGAAAAAAGUUUCAUUUAAAGCUGGGAGAGAAACUUUCAACAUGAAGCCGCAACGUUUCACCAUAGAAAAACCUGCGCUAUAGGAAAAAAAAAGAUAGAAUUCUCGUGGUUUUGUUUUUUCAUCCCUCAGCUUGUGUUUUCCCCUUCCCCCCGUUGUCAUUUUCUGCGCGCAAGACUGGUCGGGGCUUGCUGUCACUGUGCGCUGAGAUGUUGGAGUGACCAUGGCUGCGCAAGUGGCAUCGGCUCUGACCAGAACUAAUAAUAAAAAUAAGAAAUUAUCAGGCGCUUUGGCUCCGGAGCUGAAUUCUGGAAAAGCCGGGGGAGGAGGAGGGAACGCGCAGCGGAGCGGACAGAUGCUGGCAGCCGGCGAUGGAACUCUGAAUAAUGUAGAUCAUCACCGCCGAGGCGAGCUCGGCACCAUGGUCCAUUCAACUUCCUCUCCGGACGGCCACGACAAGCCCGGGAUUAACCUCUCGGCGUCCAAUUCAAACACUUCUCCAAUGGAAACGACUCUGACUGCGAACCACAAACUGAAAUGUGCGGGGAGCGCAGAUGCGCCUCAGUCUCAGCCGCCGCAGUUCGGCCAGUUUGCGCCACACCAACAGCGACAAAGUAACAGUAACAACGGACAGGCCCCCCGCGGGGACAGAAGUGUGGAGCACCAGCAGCACGGUGGGAAGGAGAACCUGUUGGUGGGGCAGGAGGACUCCCAGCAACAUCACGGCCCGGGGAAAGGUGAGGGGGACCUCACCUGUAAACCCAUGGAGAGGAUGGUGGCCUCCAGGUUUGAAUCCAACUUGGGGCCCCCUACCAACAACUCUGAGUUUAAUAACAGCUAUUAUCCUUCAAGGCCGUGUUAUGAUCAACAACAAAGCAGUGGGACGGGGGUUACGCACUCCGUGGAAAACUCCCACGAAGGGGGUUACCACAACAGCCAGUACGGCCAGUAUCCUGCGUACCGGGCGGGUUAUGGCGGCGGGGCCUACGGGAUGAUGGGCCCCUCCGGAUGCAGGCAGCCAGGCAACAUCAUGAUGGGCAGCAACUCCUCUGCGAGCCACGGCAAGUCCCCUGCCUCAGGUGGGUUUCAGAGAUACCCAGGGCAAGCCCAGCAUCAGCAGCAGGGGCCCUCAGGGGCCACGCCGACUCUCAAUCAGCUGCUUACGUCCCCCAGCCCGAUGAUGCGGGGUUACGGAGGUGCUUAUCAAGAUUUCGGGGCACCGACCCCUCAACAGCAGGCAGGCAUGGCGUUGGGGAAGGACGUGACCCCCCACUAUGGAACCAGCACUGCGCACUGGGGAGCGCAGCAGCGGAACCACCCGCUCUCCAUGAACGCAGGGAGCGGAGGGCAGGGCCUCAGCAGAACACAGGUUCCCGCCAUGGACUUCAUGGCUAUGAAGCGCUCACAGAUGUAUGGAAUGACAAACAAUCCAUACUCCAGUCCCCAACAGCCAGGGGGUGCGAGCUACCCCUCAAGCCAGCCAUAUGCAUCACCUUCUCCACAUCGAUAUCCAUUGAGCAUGCAGGGGAGGAGCCAAAUGGGGAUGACUGGCAUGCAAUACCCUCAACAGCAGCAAGUUGCACCAUAUGGGCAGCAGUCGAUGGGGGGAUUCAGCAGGGAGCAGCAGGGAGGGCAGCAGGGAACCCCUCCGUACUUCAGUCCUCCUCAACAAACUCCCACAGGCCCAUCCCAGAGUUCCUUCCUGCAACCUCGACCCCUUCCACAGCAGGAGGCUCAGCAAGAAAGCUACAACAUUAGAGGACCUGUUCAAGGGAACUCUGGAAAGACCAACAAUGAGGACGGAGUUCCUCAGGACCGCCCUUCCAGUCUGCCGCCUGCCAAGCUGCUGCACAGCCUCCCAUCCUCUGGGACAUGGGAGAGGAUGGCCAGCCAUGUGGAAAGACAGAGUGAGAGCUGGGGGUGGGAGAGCGAGAGCCUCUUUGCCCCUCCUUGA
This is a messenger RNA of Cyprinodon variegatus (sheepshead minnow), 2019 nucleotides long. Its product is annotated as AT-rich interactive domain-containing protein 1A-like. The transcript is spliced from 6 exons. Bases 289 to 2019 code for a protein of 576 amino acids. The record is from RefSeq and is a predicted model, not a curated record. Lineage: Eukaryota; Metazoa; Chordata; Actinopteri; Cyprinodontiformes; Cyprinodontidae.